Molecule: messenger RNA, 1563 nt
Organism: Phytophthora nicotianae INRA-310
Lineage: Eukaryota; Oomycota; Peronosporomycetes; Peronosporales; Peronosporaceae
Exons: 5
Coding region: 1-1563 (520 amino acids)
Source: RefSeq, a predicted model, not a curated record
AUGAGGAACAAUCACAAGAAAACCGACGAGUACCCUGACGAGUGGGAUGUCGUUGAAGACUCGCAAGAUCCUGACGAGCUUUCACUACCGUUUGAGAUCGUGGCCGAAACACAAGACUCUGACGAAGGUGACACGAGCGAGUUGAGCCAAGACCUGUUGCAGCUCACUGUAACAAAUACAAAGGUGGUCCACAAGCAGACGAAGAAGUCUUCGCUCAAACGGCAACAGCCAAAGAAGGUGACGGCGAAGAGCAAGAAGAUUCAAGUCAAGAAGCCAAAGCGGGUAAAAUCAGAAGGAACCAUGCUCGAGAAAGCGUUCCGGAAAGGCAAAGGCUUUUGCAGCGUGGUCUGUCGUUUGACAUCAAUCUGUCCAGACUCGCUCCUCGUCGAAGAGAUCAAACGCACAGCUCGGGCGAUGAAGCAGAUCCAGAUGGAAACAUGGCAUCUUGCGAAUAUACACACGCUACGGUGUCUCGAGAACAAUCUUCCUUCACCAGACUUCGGCAACACGUUCUUCGACCACUGCUGUUCGGGAAUCUACCGAGCCGAUCGAGAACGUGCAGGAUUGGAAGAGACGAUGGUUACCAAUGCUGGCGUCAUGAUUCGAGAGCACUUUCGUAAACGACUGCGGGCGUACGUGGAGAUUACUUUUGGUGGAGGCCAAAGUAAGAAAGCGAGACAAGAACGACUGAAAAAGAUCGUGCAAGCUUGUUACAACGUCGAAGAGACCGAUCUCUUGGAAGCGUUGCAGAUGCGAGACAUCCUUACUCCCAAUGAUGAGGAGUGGAGUGACAAGUGGAUCCCGUGGUCAAACCACAUCAAAGGGAACGGUAUGGGAUUCUACGUUCGACUGAUUUGGGAGUUCCAAAGCGUUACCAGUGGACUGUUCCAGGGAUCUAAGACUCCUCGUCAUCGCAACGAAAGAGAUAUCGUGAGUGUGACGACACGCGAAUACCGUCACAUGGUUGGGUUCAACCGAUUCCGAGCGUGGAAUGAAGGACAGAAACGGUCGCAUCCAGAGUAUUGGAAGAUCAUCGCGGAGAUGCCUUCGUUCAAAACCGCAAGCUCCAAGAAGUACUUGGAGCGACUGGAGUACUUUUGGCGCCACGCACGAUUCUUGUUGCAGUUUUGCGUGGAUCGACCGUUUCUCAAGUGGAAGUUCUUCCAGAAGCGUAUGAGUCAACACAAAGGUAUCAAGGGCCACGCGCUGAGUCCGGUCAAGGGUUUGAAGCAGGCGAUGCAAAAGCGUGCAAAGGUGGUCUCCAUAGACGAGUUCAGGACGAGCAAGCUCUGCUCGCAGUGCCACCAGACGCUUUCGCAAGUCGACUAUAUCGUGGACGUAAAGCUGCCGAAGAAGAGAAAGCGUAAGGGUGUGGUUUUGCCUCGAAAUCGAGCUGAAGUGCAGUUAGAAGAAAAGACGUGCUACAGAGUGUUGCGUUGCGACCACGUAAACUGUAUCGCUCAUUACUGGGACCGAGAUGUGAACGCAGCCAUCAACAUGGUGGAACUUCUCAUGAGCGAGAUAUUGGGUCGUGGACGCAUGCAAGCCUUCAAAAGAGCGUAG